Messenger RNA from Homarus americanus (American lobster), 1700 nucleotides. Its product is annotated as putative protein TPRXL. NCBI's taxonomy places the organism in Eukaryota, Metazoa, Arthropoda, Malacostraca, Decapoda, Nephropidae. The record is from RefSeq and is a predicted model, not a curated record. The transcript is spliced from 2 exons. Bases 582 to 1694 code for a protein of 370 amino acids.
GUGGACCUGUUGAACGUGCCGGUGGUGGUGGGGUGCAGGCGGCGCGGCAGGUGCUUUCCUCUACCAGCAGCAGUGUGCGGCGCGAUAACACUGGUGUUUGGGUGUUGCUGGGCCAGUGUUAACUCGCACUAGGCACGGGGUGGCCGCAGCGGUGAGGCUGUGUGAGUAUGUCGCGUGUGGUGGCGAGGAGGACAGCCUUCGUCACAUGCUCCGUCUCGCCUUCACCAUACACACACACGCCCCCUUCUGAGGGUACAGCCCAGAACACACCCGGGAGUAUAACACAGGGCACCGCUACCCAAGUGUUGUGUUAGUUGCUACACCUGGACACUGACCUCUGUAAUUGGUCGUGAGUCCCAAGAGAAGUUUUGUUUGAACAGGAAAAUGACGUUGUGUUCAUCUUUGUGUUCAAGUGGCCUACAAGAAGUCCACGAGUUAAAAUGAUAACACGGAACUGUACAGUAAUUAGAGCCAUCAGGUGAUGCUGGAGUUAACGAGACUGACCUGAAGACCAGCGUGUACACGUAGUGAGGGCAGCUACGUUAUUUCUGUGAUAUAACUUGUUGACGUAAGAUAGUUACAUGAUGGGCGUGGAGAGGAAGACGGACAACAACAAUGUCAUCACCAGCACCAGAGUCAACUCCACCCCCUCCUCCCCGUCUUCCACAUCCUCCCCUUCCUCCAGGCCUCGGAGGUCCAGGUUGACCUCCAGCCCCUCUAGUGGGGGCGGGGUGGGGGUCAGCACGGUGCCCAAGUCUGCAGUCACCGCCAGGACCUCCGGAACAGCGACACAGCCGGGGAGACCUGUGGGAAUUGGAGAGGCGAUCAGGCGCAUCCCAACUGCUGGAGGUAACAGGCACUCGCUGAUGAGUGGUGACACGAGGCUCCUUAAUGCUCACAACAACACUACAGCGGCCAGUAAAGCCACGACACCUACUAGUAGACUCAGCAGAGAAUCAGAGAAAAAGACAACGCCCCCAUCCGUGACGCAGCCGCUGUCUGCUUCAGGUAAAGCUCUGGUGAGGAGAAGGACCAACACAGACGCCGCCGCCACAAGUGUCUCUAACAUUACCUCGAACAAGGGUCCCGCCAGAUCAGCCGUCCCGGUGAGGAAAGUUAACAGUUCCUCCGUGAAGCGAAAGUCAUUGACGCCUGGGAGCGUCAGUGGCAGCAGUAAGGUUCCUAGUGAAGGAGGAAGCCCCGCGGACAUCACCAGACAGGCGGAGCCACAGAGGCGCCUUCGUACAGAUCCAGUUGGGAGAGCCGGGACGUCCUCAAGGCUAAGUGGACAUGACACAGCCAACACUACCGCCGGGAAAACCGAGCCGUCUCACAUUCCUUGCAGCUCCUCGAGACAGAGUGGGACCACGAGGACACCUGCCAGUAUCUCGACGAGACCAGGGGCUGGGGUUUGCCGGGGUGGAGGGCGGGUGGCAACUGGUGGAGGGACUGGCAGGGUCAUCACCUCCCUCACGCCCUCCACCAUCUCCACCAUUGCUGUCACGUCCACUUCCAACGCUGCUUCUACCAAGGUGACCUCCAACACCACCUCCCUGAGUACCAACGUCACCAUCUCCACCAGGAUAUGUACUUCUAUUAUUCCUGCGUCACGGAGGAGCUACUCCAUCUCGUCCUCCAUCCACACCCAGACAGGUGGGUUUGUGUACACGUGGGUCAGGUGUGGUGUGGAAUAGCUGCAU